UUCAAUACCCACGUGCUUGUGUUGUAGUAAUAUGUUAACUAUCCAAAUACUGCAAAAAGUAACGUAAGAUUUAAUUGAUAAACGUGUUUUUAAGUGAAUGAAUUACACUACUCUGCAUAAUGGCAGUGUUACUCAAAGAAAUAUACGAAAAGACAGCAGAAUUUGAAGCUUUCUACACGGGCGGUGAAAUACAUUGGACUCGGGAUGGUGUUAACUUUUUAUGUCAAUGUGAUGAUGUUAUUAAGGUUAUUGACGUAAAUACACUUUGUAACACCCUCACUAUUGGAGGAUCCGGAGAUGAUAAAGAUGAAAGCGAUAUCAUUUAUACAUUUAAAUUAUCACAUAAUAAUGAAACUGUAGUAACAGCACAUAAGAGUGGAUUAAUUAAAUUGUGGGAUAGAAGUACGGGUGAGUUACAAAAGACUUGGAGGUCUGGCCAUAAAGGUGCAGUUGCAAAGCUUGCCUUUGACUCUGAAGACACAAAUAUAGCAUCUGGAAGUUCAGAUGGCAAUGUGAGACUAUGGGAUUUGGUGCAUUAUACUUGUACGAGUAGUCUAAAAGGUGCACUUGGAGUAUUUAGUGUGCUUAAGUAUCACCCAGAUCCAACAAAACAAAUGAUAUUUGGUGCAGCAGAUGAUACAAAAAUUCGAUCUUGGAAUAUAAAAUCCGGGAAAGAAUGCAACAUAUACUCAGGUCACUUUAGUAAAGUUACUUCUAUACAAUUUACAACUGAUGGUGAAUAUAUGGUUAGUUCAGGAAGAGACAGAGUGCUUAUAUUAUGGAAAGUAAAUGAAAGUAAAUCUCUACGGGUUCUACCAGUUUAUGAAUGUAUUGAAACAAUGAUUAUUCUGCCAGUUUCUUUUAAAAUUCCUAAUUUUACUAAAAAGGUUGAGACAGAAGGUAUAUAUGUAGCCUGUGCAGGUGAAAAGGGUAUUGUAAAAGUAUGGAAUGUGCAAAUGAGUAGGUUAAUGUUUGAACAGAGUAACAGUCUUGUGUCCCCUGCAUCAGAGGAGGGUGGACUAGCAAUAACACAUUUAUUGUUUAAUGAAGCAAGGAAUAUGAUUUCAGUAGUAACAGCUGACCAUAAUAUUAUCAUUCAUGAUUUAGAAAACUUUAACUGCAUGAAACAGAUGAUUGGAUUUACAGAUGAAGUUUUGGACAUUAUUUUUAUUGGAAAAGAAGAUACACACAUUGUUGUAGCUACAAACAGCAGAGAUUUAAAACAUUACAGUUUAGCUAAUAUGGAUUGUAAGUUAUUAAAGGGUCAUACGGAUAUUGUUCUUGCAUUAGCUAAGUUUCCCACAGAUAAAGAUAUGUUUGUUUCGUCUGGAAAAGACAAUGCUGUUAGAAUUUGGAAGAGAUGUGAAAAUAGCGAAAUUAUCUGCAUAGGAAUGGGAACAAGACAUACAGCAUCUGUUGGUUCAGUUAGUACUUCACAAACUUCCAGCAAAUUUUUCUGUUCCGUUAGUCAAGACAAUUGCUUAAAGGUGUGGAAUGUUCCAAGUGAACUUGACACAGUUGACCAAAAAAUCAAAUCAAGUCAUACUGAAUUAGCCCACAAUAUGGAUAUAAACUGUGUUGCAGUAUCACCUAAUGAUAAAAUUAUUGCUACUGGCUCACAAGAUAAGACAGCAAAACUGUGGACUGAUGAAUUAACAUUAUUGGGUAUGCUAAAAGGUCAUAGAAGAGGAGUUUGGUGUGUAAAAUUCUCACCAGUAGACCAAGUUGUGUUGACAUCAUCCGCUGAUAGCUCCAUAAAGUUGUGGUCUAUUGCUGAUCUUAGCUGUCUCAAAACAUUUGAGGGUCACGAGAGUUCAGUCCUCAAAAUAGAAUUUUUGAGUAAGGGUCAACAGAUAUUAUCUAGUGGAGCUGAUGGUCUAUUAAAAAUGUGGAAUAUUAAAACAUCAGAGUGCAAAAUGUCUUUGGAUAAUCAUGAGGGAAAAGUUUGGUCCUUAGCUGUUAACUGGGAUGAAUCCUUAGUGAUCACAGGUGGAUCUGAUUCAAAAUUAGUCACCUUAAAAGAUGUUUCUAUUGAAACACGUGAGAAAAUAGCUAAGGAGAGAGAAGAAUUAAUUUUACAGGAACAAGAGUUAAUGAAUUUGUUACAAGAUAAAAAAUUAGUAAAAGCACUUAAAUUAGCCCUUAGGAUGGAAAGACCCUUACAUGUAUUAAGGAUAGUUAAUGAAGUACUAAAACAUGGUUCUGAGAAAUUAUCCCAAACACUUAAGGAAAUCAACAACACUCAGAAAGAAACAUUAUUAAGAUUUGCUUCUGAAUGGAAUACAAACACAAAGAACUACCAUGCAGCACAAUUAGUUUUCAAUAUAUUAGCGCCGGAAAUAAUUGCGGGAAAACUACAAGUACCAUCUUUAGCUAAUUUUAUUGAAGGUGCAUUACCUUAUACUGAGAGGCAUUUCGAAAGAUUAACGAACUUGUUACAAGAUUUAAAUUUUAUUUCAUACACUGUAAACUGUAUGCAACCCCAUAGUAUUAAUAGUUAAUGUAAAAUAAUAAAUAAUUUAAUUAGAAAUAUUUCCUUAUUUUGACUGAUACUUUUUGGUUGGUUGUCUAAUGUUUAUUUCAUAAAUUUUAAGGAUUCAUAA
This is a messenger RNA of Colias croceus (clouded yellow), 2603 nucleotides long. RefSeq names its product transducin beta-like protein 3. Gene Ontology annotation, molecular function: protein binding; U3 snoRNA binding. Lineage: Eukaryota; Metazoa; Arthropoda; Insecta; Lepidoptera; Pieridae. Gene Ontology annotation, biological process: endonucleolytic cleavage in 5'-ETS of tricistronic rRNA transcript (SSU-rRNA, 5.8S rRNA, LSU-rRNA); endonucleolytic cleavage to generate mature 5'-end of SSU-rRNA from (SSU-rRNA, 5.8S rRNA, LSU-rRNA). The record is from RefSeq and is a predicted model, not a curated record. The transcript has 2 exons. Gene Ontology annotation, cellular component: 90S preribosome; nucleolus; small-subunit processome. Bases 120 to 2501 code for a protein of 793 amino acids.